AUGCCUAUUAUCGUCUUGGUCUCAGCCUCAGCCAUUCCAGCUGUGACGAAGACAGAGCGUGAUUCUCCUACCGACUUGAUUGAUGAGUUGGUUGGCGAUAUGCUGGCUAGGUUUCAGAGCAGUGUGCCGAUUCCGUCCGAAAAUGGCACCAGCCUCUUGGCCCAGCUCCUGAGUGCUCUUGAGGGAGAAUCCUAUAGCAUUGCUACGGAAUCAUCUGAUCCCAUUAUCAGGGCGGCAAACCUUGAUAUAAUACGGGAUGCCUUCUUGUACGGUGAUGCUGUUGGAGGCGGCCCAUACUACCCAUCCGGUAUACUUGGAAUCGCAAAGGAUGUUCUGGACAUUACCAACAUACAGCUUGAUUUGACUCCGCAAAUUUUACUCGCUAUUAAUGACAGCAAGCAAGCUAUACUCGAUGCUGCUAAGUACAAUGGCCUUCAAACAUUGGAUGACUACGUGACGCUGUAUGAUGGCGAAUGGAUCAAUUCUUUGCCGAACGGACCGGAUCUAGGUGUUCAGACCAACUAUACACAAGAUCUAUUCUUCUCCAUGCAGCGACUCUCGAACAGCCCAUACCAAAUCCGAAGGUUGAGGAAAGGUUCGGACGAGCUCGAAUUCACAAUUGAUACCACAACCGCUAGCGAAAUCUCCGGCAUGAGUCUAGAGAAAUUGUUGGAAGAGGGUCGGCUAUUCUACGCAGAUUAUCGAGACCAGAUAGGAUUAGAGUCUACUGGUCGAUUCGCUGCUCUAUGCGAUGCGUACUUCUACAUUGACGCCACCUCGGGAGACUUUUUGCCUCUGGCCAUUCGCACCAACGUCGGUUCUAACCUGGUAUACACACCCCUCGAUAGCCCCAACGAUUGGUUGCUGGCAAAGAUGAUGUACAAUGUCAAUGACUUUUGGUUCGCUCAGUGGAAUCAUCUCGCUGCUACACAUGAAGUUGUGCAAAUAGUUUGGAUGGCAGGUAUUCGUUCUUUGAGUAGAGAACAUCCAGUCUAUGCCAUCUUGAACCGGGUCACGUAUCAACUGUUUGCUAUACAGAUCUUAGCAGAGGCUGUCUUGUUCAAUUCAGGCGGAGCUGUUGACCUUGUCUUUCCAUACAGCGGACAGGCCGCAAAAAACUAUACAACCAAUCGUUACAACAAUGGCGCAGGACAGUUCAAGGCAAACUACUUCAAGACUGAUCUCAAGUCCCGUGGUCUGAUCGAUUAUUGCCAUGGACCUCGUAUCAAGAACUUCCCGUUCUACCAGGAUGCAGGGGUCAUUUACGACGCCAUUCACACGUUCAUGACUUCAUUCGUUAAGUCAUACUACAGCUCGGAUUCUGAAGUUGCCUCCGACCAAGAAAUUCAAGCUUGGGUGGAGGAAUGUAACGGUGCCGCUCAGGUGUUUGAUUUUCCUUCAGAGAUCUCUUCGAUCGACACACUUAUUGAUGUCCUCACACACGUGCCAGGCGCAUCUGGUCUCAUCGGCACAUCACGCAGUCAACACGAACGAACUUCUUCAAGUCUCGAGCACAUUGCCAUUCAGUCCACCAUCUCUCUAUAG
Messenger RNA from Phaeoacremonium minimum UCRPA7, 1545 nucleotides. RefSeq names its product putative manganese lipoxygenase protein. The coding region runs from base 1 to 1545 and encodes 514 amino acids. Gene Ontology annotation, biological process: lipid oxidation. NCBI's taxonomy places the organism in Eukaryota, Fungi, Ascomycota, Sordariomycetes, Togniniales, Togniniaceae. The transcript has 6 exons. Gene Ontology annotation, molecular function: metal ion binding; oxidoreductase activity, acting on single donors with incorporation of molecular oxygen, incorporation of two atoms of oxygen. The record is from RefSeq and is a predicted model, not a curated record.